Messenger RNA from Oldenlandia corymbosa var. corymbosa, 2629 nucleotides. The record is from the annotation of a GenBank genome assembly. NCBI's taxonomy places the organism in Eukaryota, Viridiplantae, Streptophyta, Magnoliopsida, Gentianales, Rubiaceae.
AGAAAUUCCCAGUAAUACUUAAUCACAGUGCUGAUUCCAUAUUUCUUUGGGGAUAAUUGAUAUGGUGAACUUCUAAACAAAAGAAAACGACAUAAGGUAAGUGUACGAAGAUCCUUCUUUCCUAAGCAAACUGUUUGAUUUUCUAAAGUCUGAACGCGUUUCAUCCCUUUAUUAUAGAGGAGGAGGAGCUGGUGAUCCUCUCUGUCAAUUGGAUUUAUAUUAUAUAUAUAUAUUUGGCGUUUUUUUGAGUUCUUGUUUUGUUAUAAUUACCUCGAGGACAGAGUUUUAAAUCUUUGGGAUUGUACUGGUUUUUAUCCUGUUGUUGUAGAUUUAUUUGGUGGAUUGCGAUUAUGGAUUCCUUCUUCGGCAAAGGGUUCAAGGGUUCUAAAUGGUAAUGAAAUCCCUCACUCAUUUGAGCUUCUUUUAUCCGUUUGGAGUUUGAGAUUAUCUGUCUUUGGGUUUUUGAUACUGAUUUUGCGUCUGUUUGGUUCGUGGGUUUAGUGCCAAGGUGGGAGUUUGGUUAUCUUUUAGGACUGGAAGAAAUUAGAUGAUCAAUCUGCUGCGAAAUUGUUUUAGAUAGUUUGGACUGCAGUUAUUGAUGCUGAUUAUUCAUGCCGUUGAUUACAGUAAAACCUUACUCAAAUUGACGAUUCCACGGAUAAAGUUAUUGAGGAAUAGGAGGGAGAUUCAGCUGAAGCAGAUGCGUAGGGAUAUUGCCAAACUCCUGGAGACUGGUCAGGAAGCUACUGCUAGAAUUCGGGUGGAGCAUAUAAUAAGAGAAGAGAAGAUGAUGGCGGCACAAGAGAUCAUUGAGCUGUUCUGUGAGCUUAUAGCUGUUCGUUUACCCAUAAUCGAAACUCAAAGGGAAUGCCCUAUAGAUUUGAAGGAAGCAAUCUCCAGUGUGUGCUUUGCAGCACCUAGAUGUGCCGAUCUACCCGAGUUAAUGCAGGUUCAGAUGCUGUUUUCUGGUAAAUAUGGUAAAGAGUUUGUGACGCGAGCAACAGAGCUCAUGCCUGAGUGCGGUGUCAAUCGACAGUUGAUAGAACUCUUAUCUGUCAGAGCUCCUACUCCAGAAGCAAAGUUGAAGCUAUUAAAGGAUAUUGCAGAAGAGCAUGAGCUUGAUUGGGAUCCUAGUGCUUCUGAAAAUGAAAUGUUGAAGCCACAUGAAGACUUAUUGAAUGGACCGACUCAUUUUGCCAGUGGAUAUAAAGUUCCCCUUCCUGAAGCAAAACAUGAAGAGGUUCCCCAAGGUGCUUCUGAACAAACCUCUGGAGAAAAGUCUGAUUCUGAUAAUGAUUUAGAAACAUGGGAGUUUCCAGAAGUUCCUAAGCAGCCACUGAAGACCAAUACUGGGGAUAUAUCUACACCAGAAAUGCUUCCGUUCCCUGCUUCUGCACUUUCUGAGCUAGAUAGUGAACCCGAAAAGUCCACUGGGGUCGAUGGUGGUCUAUCCGAGGAAUCACACUUGAAACCAGAUGAAAUAUUACAGAAAAAAUCUGUGACUGAGGAAGUUGAGUCACCAGAAAGUUCAGUUGAGGAGAAACAGUUUCUUCCUUUUAUAUCACCACCAAGAGUGUCUUCCAAAAUAGUGUCUGCCAAGCAAGAUGAUUCUUCCCCUUCGAUCCCAGCGACCAAAGGUCAAACCGAUAUAGAUUUGCAAGAGCUGUUGGCUUCUGCUCGAGCUGCUGCAGAAACUGCAGAACGAGCUGCUGCUACUGCUCGUUCUGCUGCUAGUCUUGCUGAGCUCAGGAUAAAUGAACUUUCUAAGAGGAACGAAGAGGUAUCUGGUACCAACACUGAGAAUCCUUUCCAUGCGGUUUCAGAAAAGUCCAACUCAUCUGAGAGCCCUCAUUUACACCAUCAAAGCUCCUCAAAUGACUAUCAUGGUUUAUUGAGGUCACAAAGCACUGGCCAAAAUGGUGAAGAUCAUUUUGCCCCUCAGCUGCCACACAUCCCUUCAUAUGAUGAUACAAAAUCAGACUUCGGUUCCUUCAGUUCCCAUAGCUAUGUGCCUGCUCCAGGUGCACCCAUUGGCCAAUUUCAGAGAUUGCCAUCAAUGGACGAUGAAUUUUCUUAUCCAAACUUGUUUAGUUCACAAGGUUCCCAUGCCCUUUCUCCCGCCAAUUCAUUUGCAGAUAACUCAAGAUCCACUCAUGAGUAAUGUAAUUAGAGGUCAAGGGGAUCCUAUGGUAUUAUAAUCAUGUUGCCGUCUGUAAAUUUCUGAGUUGUCUGGAGUCAUUCAAGUUCUGUUGUGACUUUUUCUUUCAUGUAUUUAUUUAUUCUGGAUAAAAUUACUAUGAAUUUGCUGCUUUGCUGGGAAUAAAAUACUACUAAAGGUGCUACAAGUUGAUACUCCUUUUCAACAAUGUUCACAAAAAAAAUGUACUGUAAGUGCCAACUUGUGAAGGAUUUUCAGUCUUAAUCGCUACUAUCCCCAGCUAAUUUGAAACCCAUGGGACUUUAGAUUAAGCAUAUAAUUUACUCUUUUGCCUCUUUCUGCCUUUCAUUGUCUUCAGUGAAACAUAAGACUACCAUGUAAUAGAAGUUGAACAAAGGUGAAAAGAGACAGUUCAAUGACGAUUAAACUGUGAGGCUGCAAGCUAUAUCGUUCUAUGAGUAAAGGGUUGCG